This is a messenger RNA of Drosophila elegans, 1407 nucleotides long. RefSeq lists its product as uncharacterized. The record is from RefSeq and is a predicted model, not a curated record. The transcript has a single exon. NCBI's taxonomy places the organism in Eukaryota, Metazoa, Arthropoda, Insecta, Diptera, Drosophilidae. Bases 463 to 1377 code for a protein of 304 amino acids.
UCUCGGCCUUAUGGCUAAGAUCAAAGUGUAGUAUCUGUUCUUAUCAGCUUAACAUCUGAUAGUUCCUCCAUUGGAGGACAACAAAUGUUAAACUGAUUUUUGGAAUCAGACGGAGUGCUAGGAGCUUGCUCCACCUCUGUCGCGGGUUGGCCCGGUAUUGCAGUACCGCCGGGAUUUCGGCCCAACUGAAUAAUAAAUAUAAAAAAAACUAACAUAUGUACAUAUUUGGUAGAAUAUCUACCAACUUAAUAAAGAAGUUUUAGUUAGAAGAGCUAUAAAACAAGUAAUGUAGGGUAUAUUAUUCGUAUAUUUAUUAUUAGCGUGCAUGGAGUUAUAACUUAGCACUAGUUUGUUUAUGCUUUUUAAAUCAGUAGCAUUUUAACACUUGUUAGUGCAAACACAUCAUUCCUCAUCAAAAUUAUGUCGUUCAAUUAAAGCCUAAAAUUCAACUCAGAACCGACCAUGUCUGCCGCCGGCUCCUCCUCCCAAUCCAAGCAGUCCCAGGCUCAACCCCUGUCCACCAAUGGGUUAAGCCGCAAUAGAAAACGCCAGGAGCGGCGGAAGCAGCGCCUGCAGGAAAUGCAAGGACUGCUGUACUCCAAGCACUUCUCCAACUGCCGGCUGCCUGUCUCAUCUUCCGAACAGCAGCUACUCCGGCUAAAGCGCUUCGAAUCGCUGACCGAUCCGCCGUCCAGAAGCAGACGAAGUCCGCUCUCCAUGAGCCCGUCUAGCGAUUCGCCGUGGGCUCGACUGCGCAUGGUGCCCUGUCCCUGCCAAGGAUGCCGCUGCUCGUUGGAGCCCAGCGCUCUGUUGGGCCACUAUUUGAGUGACCAUCUGCCGGGCAUGGGAGUCCCCUUCACCGAGCUGGAGGCGGGCAGGGUGACAUCCCUCACCUGCCAUUUCAGCAGCCUGGAGAAGGAUGUCAACACGCUGCUGGGCGUCUAUGGCUAUCGGCGCACAGGCCUGAAUCCGCUGAAGUGCCACAGGAACAUCCAUCUGCCGGCGGAAUACCGCCAGUUCUCGCAGCACAGCCCCCUCAUGAUCUUCGCCUGCCGCACCGAGCAUUCACUGCUGUGGAAAAGGAGUCGAGUCAAUCAGGAGGUGCUGGCCAUCUGGGUGGCCACUCCCCUGCAGGGUGUGGUCAUCACACUCCGCCUGCUGGUCCAACCGGCCAGAUCCACACGCUACUACUCCAAGCAGAUCAAGGCGCGUCCUAUACUUCCCUGGUCAGCGAAUCAGCCCUGCAGCGAGUUCAUCAAAACGGACAGCAAUGCAGUGCUGAUCAGCCUCGAAGAUCUCUGGCAGCUAAGGGAUCUGGAUGUGUGGCAACAGUUGCUAACCGUGGAACUCAAGGUGAUCGGCGAGGCAAGGAUUUAGUAAGGCAAUAAAUUUAGCAACAACUUUGGA